GUUAGACACUCAGAACUUCACUUGUUGAUGGACACUAACAACAUUUAAUAAUGGCAUUGAUUGCAUGGCUCUACUUACUGAUGAGUUUGAUAGCUGGAUGUGACUGCUAUAACGAAAACCAGACAUGUAAAACCAUCUGGAUGCCACGUAAAUUUCCCUGUGAUGUAACCGAGUGUGGAUCUAAUGUCACGUUUGAUUGUUCAAUGCGACAUCUGAAGAACAUAUCUGCCGUUUCAGACCACAUAUUUCCGAACGCAACUGAGCUGAAUUUGACAGAAAAUGCCAUUCCACUAAUUUCACAAGAUGCAUUCUCAAAGCUGUUCAACCUUACUGUGCUGGAUCUCAGAUGGGUCAACAGAAAUAAAAAAGUGAUCAUUCAUAAAAAAGCAUUCAUGAAGCUGACUAAUCUUCAAAUCCUGAGACUCAGUGGUAUUCAACUCCAAAAUAUACCAACACACUUGCCAGUCAGUCUGCAAAUCCUUGAGCUUAGUGAAAAUCACAUUGUGAGUCUGGACCGACAACAACUCUCUGCCGUGGAAAACAUCACAAAACUAUGGCUACCCAAAAACUGCUUCAGCGACAAUCCAUGUGACACUUCUUUCAAAAUCACAGACGAUGCUUUUGAAAACAUGACAAAGUUGGAGCAUUUAGAUUUGGCCUUAAAUAAUUUAACCCAUGUUCCUAAAAAUCUACCCAGCUCUCUUUUGAAAUUAAACUUGGAGACAAACCGCAUAGAGUAUAUAUCAAAGGAUGAUUUUCAAGGACUACAUAAUUUAACACAUCUAUUGAUACAAGGAAACUGCCCACGGUGCAGUAAUGCUCCAUAUCCUUGUGUCCCUUGCCAAAACACUACUCUUCGAAUUGAUGAUCAUGCGUUCAGUGACCUUACAAAGCUGAACACACUUAACAUGGGAGGAAACUCUCUUAAAUAUUUGAGCCCUUUUUGGUUCCAAAACAUGACAAAUCUCAAAACACUUCUGCUACCAUUUAAUCUCCUAAUCACAGCAAUUACUGGGAAACAACCGUGGUUAAAAUGCCUUCCAAAACUAGAAAAACUAGAUCUCUCAUUUAAUUACGGGUUGAAGUCAUAUCCUAAAACAGUGAAUCUCUCUGAGGAUUUUGUCUAUCUUAAGUCACUUGUUAAUUUACAUUUGGAAGCAGUGGUUUUUAAAUUCAUUUAUGCUCAAAGCCUCAAACCUUUAUAUCAACUCAAAAACCUCUCCUCCUUAAACUUGGGAACUAACUUUAUAAUUCAAAUUGCCCCCGAUGUUUUCAAGAAUUUCUCACCGCUGAAAUUGAUAUUACUUUCUGAAAACAGACUGUAUCCAAUUUCUGUGGAGAAUGCUCCACAUUCAAAUACACAAUAUUAUCAAAAGCAUAACAGCAUUUCCAUUUCACCCCUCACUAGAAGAUUUCCAGACUAUAAGGUUCAUAGACAUGUCAAGGAGGAAUGCUAUAAUGCCGGGAAUGUUCUGGUUCUAAGUAGAAACAAUCUUUUCUUUAUUUCUGAGGAACAGUUCAAAGGUUACAAAGACAUUGCAUGCUUGAACCUCUCACAUAAUGGAUUUUCUGUGGCACUUAAUGGGACUGAAUUCUCCCCGUUGCCCAACCUAACCUACCUGGAUUUGUCUUUCAAUAAAAUUGAUCUGGCUUACAACUGGGCAUUCAAAGACCUGCCAAAACUAGAAGUACUAGAUAUUAGCUACAACUCUCAUUACUUUGAAGCAGUUGGAAUCACACAUAAUUUGAACUUCACACUAAACCUGCCAGUUUUGCGAGUUUUAAAUAUGAGUUACAACAACCUUAAUGCAUUAACCACAAAAGAGAUACAUAGCAAAUCAUUAUCAGAACUACAGUUUCAACAAAAUAAUCUCGGGGAGCUUUGGAGAGACAAAGCCUAUUUUAAUAUUUUCACUCAUCUGACUAAUUUGAGCGUAUUGGACAUAUCAUACAAUAACAUUAAACAGAUUCCUCAGAAAAUGCAUAAAAAAUUCCCACAAAGCCUUACACACCUAAUCAUCAGCCACAAUUUACUUCCAUAUUUUGAAUGGAACAUGCUUAAACCUUUUCACAAACUUCAAGUAUUAAACCUAAGUCACAAUUCUUUAUCCAAGUUGACAUUCAAAUCCGACAAUGCUCCUUCACUGAAAGUGCUUGACCUUAGCUACAAUCACAUCAUGAAACUGGAAGAUCGGCUUUUAACCGUUGGGGCUAAACUUAAUACUCUUUAUCUGAACAAUAACAAGUUAACUAUAAUCAACCAAUCAUCGUUUGCUUCCGAUCUACGAAGUGAGAUGGAAACGUUGUACAUUGAUAAUAACCCUUUUCAAUGCACUUGUGAUUCAUUAGAUUUUAUUUUGUGGUUGGAACGUAGUACUAUAAAAAUACCCCAGCUGACUACUAAUGUGAAGUGUGCCACGCCGAGGAUGCCAAAACGUCCACUUUUAAUUUAUUUUGACGUUCAGCAAUGUGUAAAUGACAUUGAGGCUUUUAAUUUCUAUAUUGUCACAAGCUCCUUUAUUUUUGUUUUCAUGUUUGUGACCAUGGCCGCCCAUCUGUUAUACUGGGAUGCAUUCUACAUUUUCUAUCUUUUAAAAGCAAAACUCAAAGGAUACAGCCCUCUCCACUCAACUCAAAAUGCUUACGACGCUUUUGUAGCUUACGACACCAGAGACCCAUAUGUGUCUGAAUGGGUGAUGGAGAAACUUGUGGUGAAACUGGAGGGGGAGGAACAGAAGUCCCAUCCUUUGUGCUUGGAGGAGCGGGACUGGUUUCCGGGAACGCCCCUUCUGGACAACCUAAGUCACAGCGUCAGGAACAGUCGUAAAACACUUUUUGUUUUAACAGAGGACUAUGUGAAGUCUGGUAUGUUCAAGAUGACCAUGUAUCUCGCUCACCAAAGACUGCUGGAGGAGAAUGUUGAUGUUAUAUUGGUUUUGAUGCUGGAACCAGUUUUGCAGCAUUCACAUUUCCUGCGCCUGAGGAAAAGGCUGUGUGACAAAAGCGUCCUAGUGUGGCCCAAAACUGCAGCAGCCCAGUCCUGGUUUUGGCAGAACCUGAAAAACAUAAUCAAAGUGGACAAUGAGUGUCUGUACAACAAAACAUACAUUAACUAUUUCACCAGCAAAUAGUGUGUUUGGAGUAUGACACACAAUUUGUACACAG
This is a messenger RNA of Periophthalmus magnuspinnatus, 3165 nucleotides long. RefSeq names its product toll-like receptor 8. Gene Ontology annotation, molecular function: protein binding; pattern recognition receptor activity. NCBI's taxonomy places the organism in Eukaryota, Metazoa, Chordata, Actinopteri, Gobiiformes, Gobiidae. Gene Ontology annotation, biological process: positive regulation of interleukin-6 production; toll-like receptor signaling pathway; defense response to virus. The transcript has 3 exons. Gene Ontology annotation, cellular component: plasma membrane. The record is from RefSeq and is a predicted model, not a curated record. The coding region runs from base 51 to 3131 and encodes 1026 amino acids.